Molecule: messenger RNA, 851 nt
Organism: Neurospora hispaniola
Lineage: Eukaryota; Fungi; Ascomycota; Sordariomycetes; Sordariales; Sordariaceae
Exons: 1
Coding region: 451-750 (99 amino acids)
Source: RefSeq, a predicted model, not a curated record
CCCUUUUCCGGCUUGCUUUGCUUCCCUGAUUUACACUUGACUCGGCUUUAGAGGCUUACAAUGUUUUGUUGACUCGUCAACAUGAGGAUGUGAUUUUCUUCCCAUGUUCUUUUCUUCCUACGUUCUUUCCUUCCUAUGUGAAAUUCACGGCAGAGUUUUCUAACGACCAUGUCCUUCCAAAGUGCUCCUUCAUGCAACCACCUAGGUACUUCUAGGUAGUGUACUUGAUUAAAUCUCACCUCGCGAUUGCUUACAGUAUCUCACUGACAGUCAAUUCUACUUGGUCGUAAACCUCUUUCCUCACUACCGCUUCCAUCUUGCUUUCCACUUUUGGUUUCAUCUGGAUAUGUUGAUGUUCUCAAAGUCAAGACCACGGUCCGUUGAUCCCUGAGCAGAUGUAGAUGUGGAAUCUUUGUCAAAAGGUACUCGGGUAGUCGACAAGAUCCCACAAUGCUUACCUCCUACCGCGGGAGUAUCAAAUCUGGUUUCUUUGAGUUGAGUUCCUUCUUUGCCACUCCCCUUCCUUUUUCUUUUUCCUUUUUUUUUUAUUUCCUACCAACCCAUCGAUUGUUCACAAAAUCUUUCAUGAUCUCGAUGUUCAACCGCAACGAACUUCAAGUUCAUGUUUACUGUACACUGAUGAUACCUCUUUUUACGUCUUACACCAGUACCUAUCUUUCCUCACUUUCACCACUUCCACCACUUCUUCCUAAUCCAGACAUCCGAGCGAUGAAUCAGGGCAACUUGUGAUGAAGUGUCGUUACCCAGCGGGGCCAUUGCUCCGGAACAAAAUCCUACUUGCCCUUUUCUUUCUAUACUUGCAUACUUUCAAGGCUGGAUAGACAACAUUG